Saitoella complicata NRRL Y-17804 is the source of this 546-nucleotide messenger RNA. RefSeq lists its product as uncharacterized. The transcript has a single exon. NCBI's taxonomy places the organism in Eukaryota, Fungi, Ascomycota, Saitoellomycetes, Saitoellales, Saitoellaceae. The coding region runs from base 58 to 501 and encodes 147 amino acids. The record is from RefSeq and is a predicted model, not a curated record.
GUGUGUACGCCGGGAGGAGGUGAGAGGAGGGGGAUGAGUGAUUGUGAGAUUAUCAAAAUGACGCGUGAGGUGCUCAAACCCGAUCACCCAGAUCUCUGGCGCUCAUGGUGUGAUAUCGUCGGAUGGUCAGGGACGGAGCAUGAGAUUCUCCAGGCGCAGCGUUCGUCAUACUCGAACCCUGGGUCAUACGAUUCGACGCCUACGGAUGAGAAUGGUGGAGGUGCGGGAAUGGCGGUGGGUAGCGCUAGUAAGACGAGUUGGAGUUGGAUGAGAGAGGAGGGUGGGAGUAGGGGUAUGAUGGAUUAUAGUCCGGAGCCGCAGUUGUCUCCGGGUGACGUACGCUCCAAUCCCGGGUCGGCUGUGGGUUAUGUCGAUGCGUAUACGGGUGGUGUCGGUGCUGGGUUGGGCAUGUCUGGACUCGAAAGACCGAGGAGUGGGAUGGGGUUAGGGAGGAGAGAGAGUGAUGAGUUGGAUGUAUUGAGGGAGGAGGAUGAGUUUUGAAGCACUCGGGAUGGCAUAUUGGUAGUUCUGGUUUUGGUUUUUGGU